Molecule: messenger RNA, 1477 nt
Organism: Rhodamnia argentea
Lineage: Eukaryota; Viridiplantae; Streptophyta; Magnoliopsida; Myrtales; Myrtaceae
Product: heavy metal-associated isoprenylated plant protein 35
Exons: 3
Coding region: 151-1254 (367 amino acids)
Molecular function (GO): metal ion binding
Source: RefSeq, a predicted model, not a curated record
UUACACCCCACUUCACUGCUCUCUCUCUCUCCUUAAAAUUCUCGCACGCACGCUCCUCUCCUCUUAGCGGAAAACUCUCUCUCUCUCUCUUCCUCCGUGUCUCUCUUGCGGCAAACAGUCCGCUCUGUUCUUUCUCUGCUUUGUUCUUUCAUGGCGACAGCGGAGGGCAAGGUUGAGAUCAAGCAAGAAACGAAAGAAGCACAAGAAACUUCCGAGCCCCCUCUCAAGUACAAGACAUGGGUCUUGAGAGUUUCCGUCCACUGUGAAGGCUGCAAGAGAAAAGUCAAGAAGGUUCUUCACAGCAUUGAAGGCGUUUACACUACAGAUAUCGACCUGAGGCAACAAAAAGUGACCGUGAACGGCAACGUCGAGGCAGACACCUUGAUCAAGAAACUCGUAAAGACGGGCAAGCAUGCAGAGUUGUGGCCUGUAAAGCCCUACCCGAAAGGCAAAAAGCAGGGCAAGUCGAAGAACAAAGAGAAACAGAGCGAUCCAGAAAGCGGCGAAGAAGCUGAACACGAUGGUGGUGGUUGUGCUGGUGGAGUUGAAGUAAAAGAAGGCGACUCGGCCAAAGGCUUUGACAAUGGUGGUGGAACCAGCAAGAACAGUGCGCCGUUUAAGAACAGCGUCACUGUCCAAGUGAAGGAGAUGAGACCUGAGGGGAGGCAUGCGGUGGUGACCUUUCCGACCGGUAUCCAGUCACCGACAGCGGCGGCCGAGAAUCCAGCUUUGGGAAACGAGGGUGGUGUGGCAGAGAAAAGCGGCGGCGGCGGCGGCGGUUCUGGUGGCAAGAAGAAAAAGAAGAAGAAGAAAGGGAAUACGGGGAACAGUACUAACCACAUUGGUGGAGAGAGUGAACACCAUCCUUGCGGUGCGCCGGCAAGCACCGGGUCGCCCAAGCCCGGCCAAGUUCAAGUUCAAGUUCAAGGUCAAUUGGGUCCAGGUCAAACGGGUCAAGGUCCGAUGUUCUAUCUGGGAAACCACAGCCCUCCACGUCAUCACGUGUACCAAUACCCACAGCAUAACUACGCCCCUUCCGCCUACGCCGUCAGUUACCACGCGGCGCAUCCGAGCGCCAGCUCCGGGGCGUCGUAUUACACCCCGCAGCCACCAUCGCACGCCUACGAGUGCGUGCACCAUCCGGGGCUGGAAUUCGAGCGAGCGCCGUCCGACCUCGACUCGUACUCCCCGCGGCCGUCCAACACGUUCGAGCUGUUCAGCGACGAGAAUCCCAAUGCUUGCUCCGUCAUGUGACCACGGCAAAUCUAAGUGAAAAUGGGACCAUUUUGAAAGGUAUAUGCGUAAUAUGUGGUGAUGGGUAAUCUGGACAUGCAAAGAACUUAUGCUCUGCUUUGUAUGAGUUUUAUGGAGUGUUAACUUUUGCAAUGCAUGUGGGCACUCGAAGAAGGACCAUGUAAGUAAGGUUGAAAGUAGGAAUGGACUCAAACUUUUGGGGUUGGAAUGAGUGUUUUUCUCA